AUGGCCUCUCCCCAAGACAUCGAAGCUCCCGCCAUGACGGAGAAGAAGAUUGCCAUCGUGUCGGACCAGGACCAAUCCGACACGACCAGUGAGAGAAAUGGCGAAACUGACCUCGUCGCCGUUGAGGGCCGGUACACCAAGGAGGAAUACCACAAGCUCAAGAGAAAGGUCGACAAGUACCUCCUACCUCUCAUGUGGUUCUGCUACGGCAUCCAGCAAACCGACAAGACGGCGCUCGGCACCCAAGCCAUAUUCGGUCUCCGUCAAGACACAGGCUUGAAGGGCCAGGAGUACAGCUGGCUCACAACAAUCUUUUACAUAACCUACAUGUGCUUCGAGUUCCCAAGCAACAUCGUCCUCCAACGCUACAAAAUGGGCCGCACCCUCUCCGUCUACAUGAUCUGCUGGGGCAUCAUCGUGCUCUGCAUCGGCUUCGCACAAAACUUUACCCACCUCAUCGUCCUCCGUGCGCUGCAGGGCGCCUUUGAGUGCUGCAUCUCGCCCGGCUUCAUGCUGCUCGUCGGCACGUGGUACAAGACGCGCGAGCACGCGUCGAGGUCGCUGGUAUUCCAGAGCGCCAACGCCGGCUUCGGCGUCAUUGCCUCUCUCAUCAUGUACGGCAUCGGAGCGUCGACGCAGCACAAAGAAGGGGCCCAGCCGUGGCGGUACAUUUCUUUCUUCUUGGGUAGCUUGACGACUGCCAUCGGCUGUCUCUGUCUAUUCCUCCUCGGCACGCCUUCCGAGGUGAGGUGGCUGACGCAGGCCGAAAAGGACAUGGCGAGCGCGCGCAUCAUUUCCAAUAAUACAGGCCAUGACCGCACCGCCAUCAAAGGCUGGAAGUGGAAGCAGGUCGUCGAAUGCCUCCGCGACCCCUGCUUCUGGUUCGCCGGCAUAAACGCCUUCCUCAGCUCCGUACCCAAUGGUGGGCUCACGACUUUUGGCAGCAUCAUUAUGACUUCCUUUGGCUUCAACAACCUCCAAACCAUCCUCAUCGACAUCCCCCGCUCCGUACUGUCCGUCAUCAUCUUCGUCUGCGUCGGCCUCCUCACCAGCAAAAAGCCCAACCUCCGCCUCUGGAUCAUGGCCGCCUCCAUGCUCCCGCCCUUCGCCGGCUUUCUCGGCAUGUCCCUCCUGCCCAACGACCCGGCCAUCAAGUGGACAAAGUGGGGGUGCUACUUCAUCACCGUUCCCUUUGUGCUCGGCCUCUUCCUCGCCUGGACCCUGAUCCCGAGCAAUAUUGCGGGCCGCACCAAGCGCACCAUGACGUCCAGCUUCACCUUUGUCGGAUAUUGCGUGGGCAACAUGGUCGGCAGCCAAAUCUUCAAGGCGGCCGACGCGCCAAAGUACACGCCCGGCACGAUUGGGUGCGCCGUCUGCUUCGGGUUGGAGUUUACGCUCAUUCUGACGUGGCGGUUCGUGCUGGUGAGGAGGAACAGGAAGAGGGACGCUGCCAUGGCUGCGGAUGGGUUGACUGUGGAGGAGAGGGCGCAGAGGGGCAAGGAGCUUGGCGAGCAGGAUUAUACCGAUUUCGAGAACCCUUACGUGAGUAUCCAUCCCUGUUCCCAGUUGCUUUGA
Messenger RNA from Colletotrichum orchidophilum, 1575 nucleotides. RefSeq names its product major facilitator superfamily transporter. Lineage: Eukaryota; Fungi; Ascomycota; Sordariomycetes; Glomerellales; Glomerellaceae. Bases 1 to 1575 code for a protein of 524 amino acids. The transcript is spliced from 6 exons. Gene Ontology annotation, cellular component: membrane. The record is from RefSeq and is a predicted model, not a curated record. Gene Ontology annotation, biological process: transmembrane transport. Gene Ontology annotation, molecular function: transmembrane transporter activity.